UAUAGUAAGCACCAUAUAUGUUCAUGUAUAUAUAUACUCCUCUAUCUUAUUUAGGUGAUAUACAUAAUAUUGAAAUUAUAAGUGCAAUGGCAUCCCAAAUUAGAGCUAAUUAUUAUUCAUUUUUCAUGAGCCAAUUUCUACUACUAACCAUUAUUAGUGUUGUUAUUGCUCUAACAACAAAAGAACAAGAAAUGGAUCGGAUCACAACACUUCCGGGACAACCUCCGGUGACGUUUUCGCAGUUUUCCGGCUAUGUUUCCGUCAAUGAAGGACAUGGAAGAGCUUUGUUCUAUUGGUUAACACAAGCUACAACUCAUCAUGAGAAGAAACCUCUUGUUCUUUGGCUCAAUGGAGGUCCAGGUUGUUCAUCAAUAGCAUAUGGGGCAUCAGAAGAAAUUGGUCCAUUUAGAAUUAAUAAAACUGGUUCUUCCCUCUAUUUAAACAAAUAUUCAUGGAAUAAAGUGGCAAAUAUACUUUUCUUGGAAUCUCCAGCUGGUGUUGGUUUUUCUUAUACAAAUACAAGCUAUGAUCUCAAAGAUUUUGGGGAUAAAAGAACAGCUCAGGAUGCACUAAUAUUCCUCACGAGAUGGAUGUCAAGGUUUCCGCAAUAUAAAUAUAGAGAUUUUUAUAUUGCUGGAGAGAGUUAUGCAGGGCAUUAUGUUCCUCAAUUAGCACAGGCUAUUUACAAUUAUAACAAGAAAUUUUCACAUCCAAUCAUAAAUCUUAAAGGAUUCAUGGUAGGAAAUGCUGUUACUGAUAACAAAUAUGAUGGAAUUGGGACUGUUAUAUAUUGGUGGAGUCACUCAAUAAUAUCAGACAAAACAUACAAAAAUAUAAUGAAUUUUUGCAAUUUUACAUCUGAAAAUUCAUCAAAAAAAUGUGAUGAAUCAGUGAGUUAUGCAGUGAACCAUGAAUUUGGUCAAAUUGAUCAAUAUAGUAUUUAUACACCAUCUUGUAAAAUUGUGCAAAAUGAAACAAAUUAUAAUAAUGUUAGAUUCAAGAACACAAUUAUUCAUAGGAAAUUAUCUGGCUAUGAUCCAUGUACUGAGAAUUAUGCUGAGGAAUAUUUUAAUAGACAUGAUGUCCAAAGAGCUAUGCAUGCUAAUCUCACUAAGAUUUCAUACAAGUGGACGGCUUGCAGUGAUAUAUUAUUAAAGAAUUGGAAGGACUCUGAUGAUUCAAUGCUACCAAUAUAUAAGAAACUAAUGGCUGCUGGUCUUAGAAUAUGGAUGUUCAGUGGGGAUACAGAUUCAGUGGUACCAGUGACUGCCACAAGGUUCUCUCUAAGCCAUCUUAAUCUCAAGAUUAAAACUCCAUGGUAUCCUUGGUAUUCUGGAACUCAGGUGGGAGGAUGGACAGAAGUGUAUGAUGGACUUACAUUUGCAACAAUUAGAGGAGCUGGCCAUGAAGUUCCAUUAUUUCAACCUAAAAGAGCACUUAUUCUUUUUCAAUCAUUUUUGGCUGGAAAAGAAUUACCAAAAUAAAUUCAUAAAAAAUUAUUAAGAUUACAAUAAUCUUAAGUUGAAAGUCAUAAAAAAAAAGGCAAUUUUAAUUUAUAGCUCCCAAGAAAAUUAUGGGAGUUUUGCAAAUUAUCAUAUUCAUUUGAAAUUUGUGUAUUGAAAACUCAAUUUCCAAUAUAUCUAGAAUUGUCAAGGCAACUAAUUUUCUAUCAA
Molecule: messenger RNA, 1673 nt
Organism: Solanum lycopersicum (tomato)
Lineage: Eukaryota; Viridiplantae; Streptophyta; Magnoliopsida; Solanales; Solanaceae
Product: serine carboxypeptidase 24
Biological process (GO): proteolysis; brassinosteroid mediated signaling pathway
Molecular function (GO): serine-type carboxypeptidase activity
Source: RefSeq, a predicted model, not a curated record